AUGGAUCAAAAAUCAGAUUACACGACUACCGAAGUGUUCGAUCGUCAUGGCGACCUGGAACUCAUCCUCUGGAAAAACAACUCGAUGAUUACAUUUCAGGUCUGCUCUCGCACUCUUGCCCGUUCUUCCCCUGUCUGGGACAUCAUGUUAUACGGCCCAUUUCGCGAAGGGAAAGCUCAACAGAAAGGCGACGAGUGGACCGUGACCCUCCCCGAAGACGACGCCGACGGGUUCAGAAUUAUUCUCUCCAUCAUUCAUGGAAUACCCGACGCCCUACCGGGUAAACCCAGACCGCACUUUGACUUGAUCUUGUCACUCGUGGUGUUAUCGGACAAAUAUGACAUGAUUGCGGCUUUGAAGCAAUCUUGGAGCCUUUGGCUCUGCUCCUGGAGAUCCAUAAGUUCCGAAACUAAUCCGUCCGUCCUUUUGCGUGCGCCUGCACGUCGAGUCGUUCAAUACCUCUGGUUGUGUUAUACGCUGGGCUGGGGGGAUCAGUUUCGUUCAGGCCUCUGCACCCUGAUGCACCGUACAGGCCUAGGCAGCAAUGGACGGCCACGGAUCACAAUCGGGGAUUCCGAGGAUCCAGAGACGGAAAAUGUCUAUCUCGAUUCGGACGAAUAUCUCAGAUUCAUAAAUACCAGCACGAUUGAAGAGAUCAAAGAAGCGCGGCUUAGAAUACUGGAGACGAUGCUUACCAAAAUCAGGGACGCCAUAGCAUCCCUCCGCCCAAACCCGACGGCAGCCCGUGUGUGCAAGGCAGCAAAGGGGGCAGCGUUUUGCGACCGGACAUUACUCCGCGCACUCCGAGAGGCGAUGGCGGCGGUCAAGGUUGAGUAUUGGUACCGUAGCCGAAAGGGGACGGCCAACCUCGCCAAAACCCUCACCUUAAGCGUGCAUCAAAUGGAAACCGAUAUCCUCGACAAGAUUAUAGACCACGCCGACGCUACCCUUGCGACGCGGAAAAGUCCGGCCUUGACCGACCGACAAAAUAUUAUCUCCAUGCUGACUUAUGAUGGGGACUGGUUAUGGAAUUACGAUGCACUGUAUGGCGAGCCGAGGCAAGCAGAACUUGUGGUAAACAUGGAGCAACUUGUCAUUUUCGACAACCCCGCCGACAGCGACAGCGAUCGGCCGGUGAAGAGACGUUGCACGGAGCUUUUGCUGCGCCAACUCGACCCUUUCAAUUCGGCCGCGUCCUCGGCCGACCCCGUUUCGCCUGAGAGGAAGCCUCUUCCAGCUCGGGUCAUUUCUUCCAAUACGCCGAACAGUUGCUCCUCCUCGUUCGACAAGCAAGGGCUUGAGAUCCCGGCUUCAGAUACCAAUGCGACCCAACCUUGCCCUAAACCAUCCACAACCUCUCACGGCAUUCUCGCCAACAAUGCACCUGUUCUUGGCCUCGUUCCUGUCGCCAGAACUCCCAUCUUUGGGUUGCCGCAAGCAGUGACUGAGGCAGAAACCUUUUCAGCGAAGCGCGACGGACUGGCAAGUAAGCAAGGAGAAAAUACUGUCGGACAAGAGCCUAAGCAAGAGCCUAAGCCGGAGAACACUACCGCGGCUACCCAGGUCAAGACUGAGGAGGGCUCCGCCGUAAACGCACAUGUCGAGUCGUUCGACGACCACGGAGACUUGACUCUGAUUGUCGGAGAAACGCAGACCAAUUUUCUGGUCUGCUCGUACUCCCUCAGGCGCGUGUCGGCCACCUGGCAUGACCGACUGUACGGCCAGCGCUCCGAUCCCCGACACAGAGAAGGGAAACAUCCCUGGACGAUUUGUCUGCCCGAUGACAAUCCGGACGCUAUGCGCAUCAUACUGCGGGUGGUUCACGGCAACUUAUCUGGGAUGCCGGCGGUCUUAUCUAUGGACAUGCUGUGCCAUCUCACCGCCACGUGCGACAGGCACGACAUGAUGGGACUCCUGGAGCCGUGCUGGAGUGAUUGGGCCCAGAAAUUACCCAAGUCAAACUUCAAUCCCGCCACAUUCUCUCGGCAAAUCUGGACCGCUUAUAAGCUCGGGCAUCUCGCAUGGUACAGGGAAACGCUGGCUGCCUUUCUGUGUCACACCCAGAAGAGCCCUGAUGGCAGAGUAUUCUCAGAGACCGAUCCAGAGAUCGACUUUUACAAUGACCCUUACCUACAAGACCUGGGCCUCCUGAAAGUCUGCGAAGACGGUCGCCAGAAGCUCAUCGAGGUGGUGGGCAACAUCCUGCGAGAGGUGCUGAACAGGCUCUCAAACCCUCAGGCCAUCACCUGCAACUCUGACCAAGUCCAGGAAAACUGCGACUGCGCUAUGCUUGGCGGCGUACACCGCGCACUCUACGGCAAGAACUGGUAUUCUGGCGGAGCUCCGCAAUGGGAGAAAGACGUAACGAUUAGUGUGCGUAGACUGGUCACUAAGGUGGAGGGGAUUCGUAUUGCGGCCAUCGGAGAAUCUCGGAUGAAGAAAAAGGACCUCGCACACAAGCGGUGCACUCCAUGGGUCUCCUUCACGCUGCUUGAUGUCUUACGGGUGUGCCCGGUCUACCGUGCCGUCUCGAUUGACACGGCGGCCUUUCAGGAACAGGCCAAGAAAACGGGCCUUGGCGUACAGCUAACAUCUGCGUUGGGCCGGCCGGGAAUGGGCCAAGUGGUCCCAAGUGAUGGUGGCUUCUGGUCUAUGAGGCUUGGAUUUACUGUAUGA
Molecule: messenger RNA, 2676 nt
Organism: Chaetomium globosum CBS 148.51
Lineage: Eukaryota; Fungi; Ascomycota; Sordariomycetes; Sordariales; Chaetomiaceae
Exons: 6
Coding region: 1-2676 (891 amino acids)
Source: RefSeq, a predicted model, not a curated record